AUGGAUAAAAAUACAUUCAUUUUCAACUUUAAAAAUGGCAAGUCAGCGCAUAGACGCCAGAAGACUUACCUGUGCUACAAGGUACAGCUGCUGAAUAACAACUCCAGGGUCUGGCUGAACAUCGAGGGCUUCUUGCAUAACGAGCUGCGCCGUCACACAGAGCUGUGCUUCCUGGACCAGAUUCCUUCUUGGUCCCUGCACCGGGCAACAGACUGCAGGAUCACCUGGUUCCUCUCCUGGAGCCCCUGCCCUAACUGUGCCCGGGAAGUGGCUGCCUUCCUGGAGAACAACAGUCACGUGCAUCUACGCAUCUUCGCCUCCCGCAUCUACAACCGUCUAGAAGGCUAUGAGCAGGGGCUGCGCUCACUGUGGGAUGCUGGGGCCCAGCUUUUCAUCAUGAAACACAGAGGGGUCCCAGCCAAUGAGGAAUGCUGGGACCCCCUGGACCUUUCCCAGGGACCAGGAGUGACAGGAGCUUAG
Molecule: messenger RNA, 480 nt
Organism: Elephantulus edwardii (Cape elephant shrew)
Lineage: Eukaryota; Metazoa; Chordata; Mammalia; Macroscelidea; Macroscelididae
Product: DNA dC->dU-editing enzyme APOBEC-3B-like
Exons: 3
Coding region: 1-480 (159 amino acids)
Biological process (GO): DNA cytosine deamination; negative regulation of single stranded viral RNA replication via double stranded DNA intermediate; defense response to virus
Cellular component (GO): nucleus; P-body; cytoplasm
Molecular function (GO): cytidine deaminase activity; RNA binding
Source: RefSeq, a predicted model, not a curated record